CAACUGUAAAGGUUCAACCAUUUUUUUGUUUACAUCUUAGUGUCUGUGGCUCCAUAAUUAAUUGUAGCUAUCUGUCUCCUAUCGAUGUGCUGUAAAGAACAUGAAAUAGUUGUUUUUUAUUAGCAGAGUUGCAGGCGUAAGAGAUUGAGACCCAACUGUGCUGCUGCUUGUUGUCAAUUUUACCUUGCGUGUGAUGUUGGAUAUGGGAGAACGGAAAGAAGUGAAAAUGAUUCCUAAAUCAUCGUUCAGUAUAAACAGUCUGGUGCCUGAAGCCGUCCAAAGUGACAACCACCACAGAACCGUCCACGAGGAAGAGGAGAAGAUUCCUUUACCUACCCUGGUGCAGGACCCAAAGUCGGAGAACAUUUGCACCAAAAUCGAAAAUUCGUCCAAUGAAACGACUUGCACUGACGAGAAGGAAAAACAGGAAGAGAAGAAGGAUAGCAAAGAGGGGGAGAGCGGUGGGAAAGAUGGUGAAAAGAAAAACGGCAAGUACGAGAAACCACCAUUUAGCUAUAAUGCUUUAAUUAUGAUGGCUAUUCGGCAGAGUCCGGAGAAACGACUAACUCUGAACGGUAUUUACGAGUUCAUUAUGAAGAAUUUCCCCUAUUACCGGGAGAACAAGCAGGGUUGGCAGAAUUCCAUCAGGCAUAACCUUAGCCUAAACAAAUGUUUUGUUAAAGUCCCGCGGCACUAUGAUGACCCGGGUAAGGGGAACUACUGGAUGCUUGACCCCUCGAGUGACGAUGUGUUUAUCGGUGGGACAACCGGCAAACUUCGCAGGAGAUCGACCACAUCCAGGGCAAAGUUGGCUUUUAAGCGAGGCGCUCGCCUUACUUCCACGGGGUUGACCUUUAUGGAUAGAGCCGGCUCUCUAUAUUGGCCAAUGUCACCGUUUCUUUCGCUUCACCAUCCGAGGGCCAGCAGCGCGUUGAGCUACAAUGGGACAUCAUCGCCAUACCCUAGUCAUCCUAUGUCCUACAGUACAAUGUUGACUCAAAACAGUUUGGGGAACAACCAUUCUUUCCCUUCUUCCAAUGGCCUGAGUGUUGACAGACUUGUGAAUGGAGACAUUCCCUAUGCCACUCAUCACCUAACCGCGGCAGCGUUGGCGGCCUCUGUGCCAUGUGGUCUAUCGGUGCCCUGCUCCGGGACUUACUCUUUAAACCCAUGUUCGUCCAUAAACCUCCUUGCAGGACAGACAAGUUACUUUUUCCCCCAUGUCCCCCAUCCAUCAAUGACCUCCCAGAGCAGCACUUCGAUGGCGGCCCGGGCUGCCUCCUCCUCCUCCUCCCCGCAGGCGCCCUCAUCUCUACCCUGUGAGUCCUUAAGGUCUUCUCUACCAAGUUUCUCUUCUGGACUUUCUGGAGGACUUUCUGAUUACUUCACACAUCAUAAUCAAGGGUCAACUUCAAAUCCACUUAUACACUAACAAAACAUCCCACGGGAGCAAGACUGUAAGUGAACAUUUUACACCCAUUUACAUUGUAAAAUAUAUAAAGAAAAGCGAAAUUAAACAAAGAGAAAACAAAAUGAAAGCAGCCCGAACUGAAGCCCAGGUAUUUUUUAUUAAUAUUCUGCAUUUAUUUCUCUGUACAUAAUGUAAUGUGUCGGGGAGUUGUUUAUUAUUCCACUGUCAGCAACGUGCAAUGUGAUACGGGAAAAAAAACGAAGAGAAAACGUCGUUUUUGGACUGAGAGGCAUUACCUUAGAAUGUUGUAUUUAAAUAGUGUCUGCAGAUUUGCCUAAUUUUAAUAUUAAGAAUCUUGUGAUCUAAUACCAUCACAUGAACCACCAGUCUCCAUGUUUGCAGUAUUAUCACGUAUCAUGAGUGCGCUGGUGGAAUAUGAUUGUUGCAAAGCAAUUCAACACUAAUUUUAAUUGUUUCUUUUCAAAUAAAUGUGUUUUUAAAAUGCAGAAUAACCAUACCAACCCAUGGCUCUUUGUUAUUUUGUCCUCUCCCAUAAUGAACAAAGUAGUAGGCUACAUUAUACUGACAUUACAUUUAUAUAUAGGCUAAUAUUUUCACAAUGUUAUUAUACUUUAUAGACCAAAGAAUGGGUUUAGAAAAAAUACUCGAGAAUUUCACUAUUCAACACCAGAACAGAUUCAGAAGGGGACAAAAUGAACGAAUGCCUUUUAACUUGUGUUGUGCAUAUUGUACUGUAUGUGGUCACCACCUGGUCACAUCCAUUUUGUAAUUAGUCAAAUGUCAAUAUACCUAUUGUAAUUAUAGGUUAACUUUGCGAACGUGUAACCCGUGUUGAGCAAAUGCCUCAUAAAAAUAUGGAGUGAUUGUUUAUGUCGUCUUUAAAUUUCAUGGUUGUGAUAUUGUGGUCUUAUUCCCGUGUUUGUCGCUAAAACUGUUUAUCGAACAAAAUAAAAUAAUAGGUUACGUCCAUA
Molecule: messenger RNA, 2403 nt
Organism: Salmo salar (Atlantic salmon)
Lineage: Eukaryota; Metazoa; Chordata; Actinopteri; Salmoniformes; Salmonidae
Gene: foxg1a
Product: forkhead box G1a
Biological process (GO): regulation of transcription by RNA polymerase II
Cellular component (GO): nucleus
Molecular function (GO): DNA-binding transcription factor activity; sequence-specific double-stranded DNA binding
Source: RefSeq, a predicted model, not a curated record